Messenger RNA from Octodon degus (degu), 932 nucleotides. Its product is annotated as zinc finger protein 791-like. Gene Ontology annotation, biological process: regulation of transcription by RNA polymerase II. The transcript is spliced from 2 exons. The record is from RefSeq and is a predicted model, not a curated record. Gene Ontology annotation, molecular function: DNA-binding transcription factor activity, RNA polymerase II-specific; RNA polymerase II cis-regulatory region sequence-specific DNA binding. Lineage: Eukaryota; Metazoa; Chordata; Mammalia; Rodentia; Octodontidae. The annotation marks the transcript as partial.
UAUCGGGAGCGCAGAGAUUGUUAGACCGCCUUCUGUGGUUUCUACUGGCUGCAACCAGAACAGGAAAGACCUUGAGAGACCCUCAAGCCACGCAAUGGAAGAGCUUGGGAUAUCCAGAAAGUUGGAAAAGAACACAAAAAUUACUCCAGAAAUCUAAGAAAUGAAGAGAUACAGAAAUGCUAUCAAUAUAAAGUUGGAAUCGAUAUGAAGAAAUACUCCUUUGUACUCCAGAUGUUAAUGUGGACAUGAAUCAAACAGACAUACACAAUAAUGUUGAGAUCUAUCAAACAAAUUAUAGGGGAGAGAAACCCUAUGUAUGUGAGGAAUGUGGGAAAGGUUUUAGCAAAAAGAAUCGUUUUCAGUGUCAUUUAAGAACUCACACUGGGGAGAAACCCUAUAUGUGUAAACAAUGUGGGAAAGCUUUCAACACAAAACAUCACUGUCAAGUACAUGCGAGAAUUCACACUGGGGAGAAACCAUAUAUUUGUAAGCAGUGUGGGAGAGCUUUCAGCAGAAACACUCAUUGUCGAAGUCAUGAAAGAACUCACAGUGGGGAGAAACCCUAUGUAUGUGAACAAUGUGGGAAAGCUUUCACUACACAUAGGUAUUAUAAAAUACAUGAAAGACUUCAUACUGGGGAGAAACCCUAUGCGUGUAAACAAUGUGGGAAAGCUUUUAACACAUACCGUGAUUGUGAAGUACAUGAAAGAACUCACUCAGGGGAGAAACCCUAUAUAUGUACACAGUGUGGAAAAGCUUUCAACACAUACCAUGAUUAUAAAGUCCAUCAAAGAAUUCACACUGGGGAGAAACCUUAUGUAUGUAAAGAAUGUGGUAAAGCUUUUAGCAAAAACAGCAGAAACACUCAAUGUCAGAGUCAUGAAAAAACUCACACUUGGGAGAAACCGUAUGUAUGUAAACAGUGUGGGAAA